Messenger RNA from Haliotis rubra (blacklip abalone), 599 nucleotides. RefSeq names its product WW domain-containing adapter protein with coiled-coil-like. The transcript has 3 exons. Bases 92 to 439 code for a protein of 115 amino acids. Lineage: Eukaryota; Metazoa; Mollusca; Gastropoda; Lepetellida; Haliotidae. The record is from RefSeq and is a predicted model, not a curated record.
CGACGCCAUCUUGUUGUUUAUUGCUGACGCAAAUCUCACGACUCUGCUGUCAUUUCGCUCUGUGUUCCUCACAUCUGGUGAAUUGUGCAUCAUGUAUGCUAAUGCUGCCAGGGUUUACCACCAAGGUCAAGUCAAGCUCCACAAGAAAGUAUCUCCUGUGCAGAUGGUCUCCCCUACCUCUGCUCCUGCCUCCACUCCUGCCUCCGCCCCUGCCUCCAUCCCUACCUACACUCCUGUCCCUCAUCCAUGCCCCAAUACUGAGUGGAUGGUCCACAUCAACCCCCUGUCUGUCCUGCCCAACCCCCUGACCUCUGUCCCAACCCCUAAAAGCACUGCCUACAUGGAGAUUGUUCUUGUGGACGAAGAUGCCUUGAAACAGCCACGAUCAUGUGUGCCAUCCUUGUUUAGUUUUCUCAAGAGUAUCUUCACUGUGUGUUAGGUGAAAAUGCACCUACUAAUAUGGUCGACACUGGGUGUACUGUGUCGAUCCCUUUCAGGAACUUUCGGACAAACCUUUUGGAUAUUCAAUUUUGGACAUUUUCAACAGUUAUUGGUUAUAUGAAACAAUGAUAAUGUUAAUGAUAUCUAUUAAAUAUAUC